Molecule: messenger RNA, 3209 nt
Organism: Synchiropus splendidus (mandarinfish)
Lineage: Eukaryota; Metazoa; Chordata; Actinopteri; Syngnathiformes; Callionymidae
Product: outer dense fiber protein 2-like
Exons: 16
Coding region: 519-2534 (671 amino acids)
Biological process (GO): negative regulation of cilium assembly
Cellular component (GO): centrosome; ciliary basal body
Source: RefSeq, a predicted model, not a curated record
ACGAGGGAGCCAGAGCGGAUGCCGGACGGAUAAAAGCAGCGGGUGAGACACGCUCAUAUCCACCUGUUGCAUCUGUUGUGAGCGAUGGCUUCCUAAACUAGCUCCCUGUAAGGCGACAGGAGGAGGCAGAGGAGCAGGUUUGUGUGAGAAUCCUCAGGUGUCAUUGAAGUCAUCAUAAACUGGGAGUCAGAAUGGAGAGAGCAAGCUCACGUUUAGACGAAUUUCACAGGAGGUAGAUCCAUCUGAACCACUAUCGUAGUGGCUUAAGUUGAAUCUUUUGGCAAUACUUGCUCUUAUCCUCCUACUUUUGAAGCACCGCACCACGAAAUGUCCUCUCCAGAUGUCCUCCUGCUACCUCAUCACUCACUGGCUUUCAUCAGCUCCCCAUAUAAAGGGCAGGGCAUGACAGAACUAAGAAGUCUUCGCCGCACAUGAAAGCCUCCUGCAGCUGAGAGACGCGGCGCCUUGCUCACCACUGUAGUGCGGCAGCUUCACGCCAGACAGCAGGAGCUUGGUCCAUGGAUCGAGGCGAGCUUAGGAGCGACGUGCACGGAAACGAUGGCGGCCUGGCGGCUCAUGCCGGCGGAGCGCUGGAGAACGCAAGGAAAUCGCUGAGUAGCUUCACAUCUACGUCAACACAAGACGAGCUGAGUUCCAAAAUCCUCAUUGGGGACGUGAUGUUCCGCAGCAGGUUACUGAUGAUACCGCAUGAACGCGUGGAUCGCACCGAUGCCAAAAGUCAGAUGAUGAAGAUACUGACGGAGGCCGAAGCGGCUGCAAAUUCUGCUGCCAUCCAGCUGGUGUCCUUCAAAGACGAGCUGGAGGACAAAGUUGCAGGCAAGAGAGCGUCCGCGGCCGACCGUCAGCUCCUCACCCGCCAGAGAGGACUUCUGCUGGAGAGGCUGGACGACUUCAGAAGAAUCAACAAGACCGUGAGGCAGAAGCUGAAGCAGCUGCAACAUGCAGAGUCCUGUCGGGUGGAGGCCGACCGUCAGAUUGAUGAGCUCAUGAGGAGAAUCACGCUGGCGGAAAAGGAAAACGAGCUCCUGAAGUCCAACUUGAUUGAAACUGAAAGAAGAGUGGAGGAACUGACGGGUCUGCGACAGGAGGAGCAGGAGAACAUGAAGAUGGUGGUCCACAAGGCCAGGUCAGUGGAGGCCACGCAGUCUCACCUUCAGACGCAGGUCUGGAACAAGGAAGCUGAGAAGGAUGGUCUGACUCUGCAGCUGCAGACGCUGAAGAGAACCGUGGCGGAGCAGAAGACGGAGAUGGAUCAUCUGAAUGGGGUGAUCAGGACUCUGAAGGAGAAAGCCCAGCUGGACAGAGAGAUUCUGAAGAGAGCCAACCGGGCCCAGAGGCUGAGAGCGGAGAGAUUUGAAGCGGCUAUUCAGAAAUGCUCCGCUCAACUGAAGAAAAAGGACGUGCAGCUGGCCAGCGUGUGCUCAGAGAGGGACAGCAGGAGGAGGCUGAAGGAGCAGACCACCUUGGAGAAGGAGCAGGUCGUGGCUCAGGUCGCUGUCCUGAAAAGAGAAGUGGCAGCGCUGACGUCCAGGCUGCAGUGGGAGAAGGACGAGAUGAGCGCGGCCAGCGCUCUGGUGAUGCAGCGGGUGGAGACGCUCAUGGCUGAAAACCAUCAGCUCAGCGUGGAUAAGGCCACUCUGAAGACGUGCGUGUCGGAGCUGGAGCAGCAGCUGACCGACUGUGAGGCGGCUCUGAUCCGAGAGAAGGUCCAGUCUCAGGAGAGGAAAGAGCAGUCGGAACAGCGUCGCCUGCAGGUGACUGAGCUGGAAGCUGAGGUGAGCCACCUGAGGGGGAAGUAUUCCGACCUCCUGGAGCAGACGUCUGCAGCUCGAGAGGGGAAGGAGAGGAGAGUCGACAAGGUGAGGCAGGAGCUCCAGAGGAUCAGUGGCGUGAAGCAGGAGCUCUGCCAGUGUCGCCAGAACCUCCGGCGCGAACAGAGCAAGAGCGCCAACCUGGGCGAGGCCGUUCGGCUGGCGCGGGUCCAGAUGGCCAGUCAAACCAGGCUGCUGAUGUCAUCAGAGGAGAUGAGUGUCUCCAUUCAGGAGGCUAAUGCUAAGCUACGAGACCAAGUCUACGCUCUGCACAGGAGAAUGGAGCUGCUGUGCCAGGAGAAGUGUGAGCUGGAGAGGAGCCUCAGAGCUCAGGAGGAAGCGCAGAGCCACAGCACCAAGCAGCUGGACGAGAGAGCCGCCACCUGCCAGUCUCUCAGCCGCCAGCUGGAGGCGGCGCUGCUAGACGUGAAGCACCAGGUGGACGCGGUGAGCCAGCAGGCGGCCGCCAGAGAGGAGGUGCUGCAGGUCAGGAUCCUGGAGCUGGAGGCGGAGAAGAGCACGCAGGAGAACCAGCUGAGACUCCUGCAGCAGAGCAAGUCCACCGCGGAGAAGCGCUUCCAGCUGCGGGUGAAGAACCUGCAGCUCAGCCUGGAGCGGGCAGAGAGCCACAAGCAGAGCAUCCAGAACUUUGUGGACUUGCUCAAGAACUCCUUCCACACCAUGUCCGCGGAGGGAACGUGACGUCACCCGGCUGCUGUUUUCCUGUCUGGAUCAGGACCAUGGAAAACUCUUCCAUGUGAUGAGGAAUAAAGGCCUGUGUUCAACCACAAACAGCUGCAGGCUGCAGCUCUCUACCAUCACUACUGCUGCUGCUACUGCUUACUAAUACUGCUACGAUUAUUACUACAUUGUUACAUGGUGAAAUGAAUGGAUGAAGGAAGCAUUACUGUAGGGCACCAUGGGUCAGUGAGGAUGAAUGAACCGAACACUUUUAUACGCUACAGGUGGAAACAGCACCAUCUAGCGAUCAAUGCUAAAGCGACACGGAGGAAGCGGUAAAUAAUAAGUUCGUUUCUCGAGUGUAAAAUGAACGAAACCACGGAAAUGCUUUUAACGUCCCGUGCAGAUCAAAAAGUCAAACUGAGUGCACGCGGACAAAAUCAUUUGACAAGGCGAAAAGUGACCGAAAGUCGUGACGUCACCAGGCAGAAUCAGGAAGUCCGGGUUUAUUUCUCUUCUCGUAAAAACUGAAACUGCAAUGGUUCCUCGUACUUUCCACUCCAACUAGGCGAAAAAUCCAACCGGUGGACGGGCUCUGCUUGAGUUCGAAUGUAGCGCUCGUGCUUUCCUCCUUCACAACGGACUCGUGAGCGUGUUUUGUGGGGCACACCUGCUUUAUCAGUUCCCCACUGAGAU